Calidris pugnax (ruff) is the source of this 803-nucleotide messenger RNA. It is a transcript of the gene GFRAL, whose product is annotated as GDNF family receptor alpha like. Gene Ontology annotation, biological process: nervous system development. The annotation marks the transcript as partial. Gene Ontology annotation, molecular function: signaling receptor activity. NCBI's taxonomy places the organism in Eukaryota, Metazoa, Chordata, Aves, Charadriiformes, Scolopacidae. Gene Ontology annotation, cellular component: external side of plasma membrane; signaling receptor complex. The record is from RefSeq and is a predicted model, not a curated record. The transcript is spliced from 5 exons.
GCGGCCGGCCAUGGCCCCGCUCCUCCGCCUCGUGUUGUUCAUGUGCUUCACAAGUAUAUCUCCUGCCCAGACUCCUGACUGUCUGCACUUGAAGGAGCAAUGUAUAAAUGCUGCAAAUGGAUGUGAGAGUGUCUGGAAUGUUGUUGAAGAUGUCUGCAAUAUUUCAGGUAAUAGAUGCAAGGCAGAAGACGCUAUUGGAUGUAAUAGAAUCAUCCAGAUCCUGGCUGACGAAUACCCAGAAUUUAAAAACUGUGUCUGCACUACAGAUGAUUUCUGUAGCGUCACAACUUUGCUUGGGAAACAGUGCAGCAUUAAUACAGAAUAUUUGGAAACGUCUUCACGAUCAGCUACUGAACUGAGUUUGAGGCAACACAGAAACCCCAAACACCAAAGGCACCCAGAAGAAUUAGAGAACGACUGCAGUAUUGCAAAACAACGCUGUCAAGAGGACCCUUACUGCUCUUUAGUGUACAAGAGCUUCCAGCGAGCAUGCUGGGCAGACGUGGCAAAAUGCAGGCUCCCGAUGGUCAACCAGGAGUGUUUGUCAGCCUGGAGACAGCUGGGGAAAACAGUGCUGGGGGAGUGCAAGUGCCCAGAGCCACUUCAGACGAGAUGCGUUAAAAUAUGGAAGGGAAUAUUCAACAACCCUUGUUUACAAUACUCUCAAGAGAGCCAAGCUUCAGCAGCUAGUGAAAACGAUGAUGACAAUGACGAUGAUGAUGAUAAAAGUCAGGACACCGACACAGACAAUAUUAGUACGGAAACAAAAUUACAAUGGAGUUUAUCUGCUCUCUCCAAACAAG